CAGGGGGAAGGGAUAAAAUAAAAUAUUUCAUAUAAGUGCAUUCUUCAACCUGAAUUUUUCUCAACAUUAAUCUUAAGAGUGUGGAAGGUUUCUAUAACGUGAGUGAUACCAGUCAGUAAAUUAAAAAUAGUGGAAAGGCAAAGUCAAAACAAAGCAAAACAAAGCAAAACAAAGCAAAACUAAGCAAAACUCUUUUCAAGUUUUUAUUCCCUCUCUUUAUAUACAACAACAUUUUUACUCUUUAUUGAAUUAAGAUGUCUUCGCCUACAAGAUACAAUCGAUCUGUGUUGUCUCCAAAAACCAGUAACUCCAAACCAUCUCCAACCAAAACAAAUUCAUUUGAAUCUCCACUUUCCAACCAUCGUUUAAGAUUAGUUUCCCCAACUAAACGGAAGUUAUUCAAAACUUCACCAGUUAAAAGUAAUGGAUUUGUUAUUUUUGAAGACCCAGUCAAAUAUAAUCCCUUAGAAAACACCAAUACGAAUGAUAUAGAUCCUUAUUCAGCUGGAUUGGAUAAAGAAAACGUUAAUCAUUCAAACACUCAAGGACUUAGUAAUAAACAAAACCAUAUGGAUCAAGAAAAUAUUCUUCAACCGAAAAAAAAUGAACAAUUUAGACGUAACAAUACUACCCCACGUAAACCACUUGGAAAUCUCAGUAUAAAUGAAUUCCCUGGUUAUAUUACAAGAGGUGGAGAAAGCUUGGCUGGUAAUCAACUUACUGAAGAUUGGAUCCCAUCAAAUGCAAACAAUGAACAAAACUCACUUCAUAAAUUCCAAAUGAAAAUUCCAUCGUUUGUUACUCCUCCUAGAAAUCUGAAAUAUAUUAGACUUGAAAAAGUUGUUAAUGAAUUUGCCGCCACUAGUCUUAGUGAAAAAUAUUUAUUCAAGUCAAAUGUUGCGAUUUCUGAAGGAGAAGAGGAUGAAAAUGAUAUUGAUGAUGUGGAAUUACAUCUACAGAAAAGAGCUAAUUCAAUGAGAAUUCGUAAAAGAUCCAAUUCUGUUGGAAAGAAUAAUAGUAAACUUAAACUUAUUCGAAAGAAUAAUUUCCAAAUCUUAUCAAAUUAGUAGAUUUAAAGGAAAUACAUGGGGGUCAAGUUAUGAUAUUCUCUAUUAUACUUGAUGUUACCCAAUUUUAUACCCAGAUACCCAAAUUCAUACCCCGAUAGUAUUUCAAACCAUUAGCUAAAAGCAUUGGAGAUAUUAUCAACAUCUUGCAUUAAUAAAUAUACC
Molecule: messenger RNA, 1232 nt
Organism: [Candida] anglica
Lineage: Eukaryota; Fungi; Ascomycota; Pichiomycetes; Serinales; Debaryomycetaceae
Source: the annotation of a GenBank genome assembly